Molecule: messenger RNA, 1450 nt
Organism: Prionailurus viverrinus (fishing cat)
Lineage: Eukaryota; Metazoa; Chordata; Mammalia; Carnivora; Felidae
Gene: KLK5
Product: kallikrein related peptidase 5
Exons: 7
Coding region: 267-1157 (296 amino acids)
Biological process (GO): positive regulation of antibacterial peptide production; extracellular matrix disassembly; proteolysis
Molecular function (GO): serine-type endopeptidase activity
Source: RefSeq, a predicted model, not a curated record
AGUUUGGGAAAAAAAACAAAAACAAAAAAACAGAGACACGGGUGGGAAGGCUGUAAGGCGGGGACAGAGAGAAGCGGAAGGAGUAUAAGGCAUGGAAAAUAAAGAAAAAUCCUGGCGCCAAGAAGAGCGCCCAGAGCAGGCCGGGUGCCCGGAGCCCAGGAGGAGGCGCGGAAGGACGGCGCAGGCCUGAGAAGUCUGUGGCUGAGCUGGGAGCCGGUUCCCCACCCCCUACCAGGGGGGACCUCGCUUGGCAGGUCCAAGUGGCCAUGGCUACAGCAGGACCCCCCAGGACGUGGAUGGUCGGUGCCCUGAUCACAGCUCUGAUUCUGGGGGUGAGAGAACCUGUUCUUGCAAACGAUGUUACCUCUUGCGACAACCCCUCUGACGCCGGCACGCGGCCCUCUGGGAGCACGCGGGACCUUGGAGCUGGGGCCCAGGAGGACACCAGGGCAGACGAAGGCAGCAGCAGCCGCAUCGUGAACGGGACCGACUGCGAGAAGCUCGGCCAGCCUUGGCAGGGUGCACUGUUGAUGCAUCCCAACCAGCUCUACUGUGGGGCCGUGCUGGUGCAUCCGCAGUGGCUGCUCACAGCCGCCCACUGCCGGAAGCAAUUUUUCAGAAUCCGUCUCGGCCACCAUUCCCUGUCACCCGUUUAUGAAUCUGGGCAGCAGAUGUUCCAGGGGAUCAAAACCAUCCCCCAUCCUGGCUACUCCCAUCCCGGCCACUCCAAUGACCUCAUGCUCAUCAAACUGAACAGAAGAAUCCGUGAAACUCAGUAUGUUAAGCCCAUCAACAUCUCCUCCCGGUGUCCGUCUGCUGGAACCAGAUGCUUGGUAUCUGGCUGGGGAACAACCAGCAGCCCCAGCAUUAAAUUCCCCAAGGUCCUCCAGUGCUUGAACAUCACCGUGCUAAGUAUCGACAGGUGCAAGGAGGCCUAUCCAAGACAGAUAGAUUCCACAAUGUUCUGUGCUGGUGACAAGGCUGGCAGAGACUCCUGCCAGGGUGAUUCUGGGGGGCCUGUGGUUUGCAAUGGCUCCCUACAGGGCCUCGUGUCCUGGGGAGACUUUCCCUGUGCCCAGCCCAACAGACCCGGCGUCUACACCAACCUCUGCCAAUUCACCAAGUGGAUCCAGGACACCAUCCAGUCCAACUCAUGAGGCAUCCCGGGACUGGGCAUUCUGAUGUGCCCCAUCCUCUGCGGUCCUCACUCUUGCAGGGACCAUGACACUCCCUCCAGACCCCUGUUCCCUAACAGGGAUUAGCAAUCUCAAUCUCUCCAGCCCCUCCAAGUCUCUGGAAUCAGGGUCCCCCUUCCCCAACAGUGGGCUGAUGCUGUCUCUCCAUUCAGGUCCUAGAGACAGUUCCCAGAAUGACCAAUGUGAGAGCUGCACCUCAGUCUCCCCGGUGCUUCCUUCCUCAGACCCAGAGGCCGUCCCUGCUCUGCAGCUGU